GAAUUGGUCAGGCCAAGACGGAAACAACAGGACAAAAGUCUGUGGGAAUCAUUCGGAACACCAAGGCUUUUCAUACAAGCUGGACAGAGUGCAGAGCAGCAUUAUAAUGAGAAUGCGAAGAGGGACCAACUGUAGCUGGAUUGGGCCUGAGAUCCCUCUAUCCUCACAAAUCUUCAGUGCAAUUGAAGAUGAUCUGUGGCUCUUCCUUAUACCGGCCGGCCUGGCUGUCAUUUUACUGGGGGUGUUUCUGGAGGAAGUGGGCUUCUUCCUGAGGCACAAUGCCUCAUCCAGACGAAAACGGCUCUACCUGUGGAUAUUAGGAAUGUACCCGGUAUUUACCUUGACCUCCCUUAUAGCGCUGUAUGUGCCACGUUCGUCCUCGCUGUGUAAUUUUAUUGCUUCACUGUAUCACUCCAUAACCUUGCUGAAAUUCAUGGGACUGAUCACAGACUUCUUUGGAGGGAAAGCUCGUAUGCUGGCUGCUUUGUCUGGACAGCAGGUAUCUCCAGAUCCUUUCCCCUGUUGCUGCUGCUGCUGUCUCCCAAUGGUGGCCAUAAACAGCAGCAGCCGGAGCUGGAUGAUGGCUGCUGUGCUGCAGCUCUCUGUUGUCCGCAGUAUCUUGUUCUUUGUCACUCUGGUCCUGUGGACAGAUGAACAGUACGACUAUGGGGAUGUGGAUUCAGUCAACCCCAACCUGUAUGUGAAUGGUAUCAUAUGUGUGUCAACAUUUGUGUCCUUCUACGGCCACCUUCUGUUUUACAAAGCCACUAAGACUGCUUUACAUGGCUAUGGACUGAGAGCUAAGUUCAUCUGUAUCAUCGUGGUGUUGGUGCUGUGUGGACUGCAGAGUGGCAUCUUAGAGACCAUGGGUGCUCUGGAAGUUAUCCCCUGCACACCACCAUUCUCUGUCCUGACCAGGUCCCAGUUGAUCUACCACUACUGUGUGAUUGUGGAGAUGUUCUGCAUUGGCCUGUAUGCCCGCCACACUUUCCGUAAAGCGGAGCUGAGUGUGGUGGAGGAUGUGGAGGGGCCCAUCAGUGUCCGGCAGAUGGAAAAAGCUGUUCAAACAGACGAUGUUCAGAUGAUGCAUCACAAGUUUGGCCUGCUCUCAGAGGAGGCUUGGUCUGACCGCUGCCUUGUAAGCACCUCCAAUCCCAGUUACAACAGUGACAGCGACGACAGCCUGUGCAGGAUAGAACAUGCACCUCUGGAUGGUUUCCCCUUCCCUCUGGCUGGGGGUCAGCAGCCAGGCAAACCAGAUCCAGUGGAACCCAGGUUUGCAGAGCAACCAGUUGUAGAUCGGACCCAUAUUACUGUCAGGGCUGAUAUUAACUAUCAGGACUGUAAGGAUGUCACUGUGGUUUGACCAACUAUGGAAGACCUUUAACAAAACACUAAAUAUGGCAAAGCUGGUAAGCUAGUACCAGCAUCUUCAUUGCUGGUACUGGCUUGGUUGGUACUGUGUGUCCCUGAGGACCUUUCUGGAAAGUGCUUAGAUAAACAUGGCAAAAACUGACACACAUACUUACCUAACAUAUAGGAAACUGUGUGAAGAUGUUAAUCCUCCUCCUCAACAUCGCACAGAUUCACAGAUACUUUUUAGCUCACAUUUUUAAGGUUUGAACUUUCCAAACUGUACACUGUUGCCACACGCUUCUACAGUAUGAGGAAUGUAAAAGUCAUGAGAAAUGUUUCUGCUUCUUUAUCUUUAAAAUCCCUAGAUGUGUUUUUAUAUGUAUGCUUAAUAUUUUUUGUUGUAAUAAUUUUUGGAAAACAAAAGGCAUGAUGAAUACAUGACAACAUGUAGGCUAACCUAAGGGUUUCAAAGGGCUAGAAUCCUAUGCCACAAUGUACAGGUUCAUUGCCUUCCUGCAUGUACCUGCAACAUUGCUUCUCCUUGAUCUACCGUGGCUUGGAUUGUACCUCAUUUACACAUAGCUUUGGACUAAAGUGUCUGCCAAAUGAAUGACAUUGUUUUUUUUUCAAACAUAGACAGUUUGGACACUGGGUCUACUUUUAAAGUCAAACUGAAAUUAAAUUGUAUCUUUGUUGUGUUACAGAAUACAUAACUGUUGUGUUAAUGACAUAUCAUCUUCUUCCUUUUGAGAAAAAUCAGUACAGAAAAUAGAGAAAUUUACAUUUUGUAUUUUUUGGCUUCAAGAUUGUGCCCCGUGUCUGUGCAUUCACCUUUCAUAAUGUGGUUAGUUCUCUCUCACUUUAUAUGGAGGACUUCUUUGCAUACAGCCAAUAAAAUCAUUUCAUUUUUAUCAGUGACAUCACAUUCUAUUAUAGUCACACUGACUAGCAGCCAGCCAGCCAGUUUCACCCUCCAUCAACAUCAACUGACAUUUUUCACAUCCAAAAAUAUAGCUUUUUAUAAAAAAGCUUCCCAGAUUAGCUGAAUCUUAAAAUGCUGUCCCCAUGUUUUACUGUCAAUGCAGAAAAUGUAA
Xiphias gladius (swordfish) is the source of this 2450-nucleotide messenger RNA. Its product is annotated as organic solute transporter subunit alpha. The transcript is spliced from 8 exons. The record is from RefSeq and is a predicted model, not a curated record. Gene Ontology annotation, biological process: transport. Gene Ontology annotation, molecular function: transporter activity. The coding region runs from base 107 to 1366 and encodes 419 amino acids. NCBI's taxonomy places the organism in Eukaryota, Metazoa, Chordata, Actinopteri, Istiophoriformes, Xiphiidae.